GCGGACGCACAAGCACUGCUGCCUUUAAUCACAGACACCGCCCUCCUCCGCCAUUUCACGGAGCGUCACGAGUCAUCUCACACUCGCGCUGCCAUGCUCUGCACGUCGCUGCCAGAGCCGCGAGGCCUGCCUUUGGAGCAGCAGCACACGAGCCAGUGCCUUCAGGCCCUCGCCCAGGCCACCCGCGUUUUCCUUGAUAACACAGCCAUGCUGUUGUGCAAGCUGGAGAGUCAGUGUGAGAGCCACAGCAUGAGGUUGCUGGAGCUCAAGCGGUGCAUUCAGCCUGUAGCGGACGGAGUGAGGGUGCUUACGCCCAUUGUGAGAGGGGUGGACGAUGAAGGAUGGGGAUCCACAGAGGUUCUUGACAUGCUGCAUGCAGCGUCCACCCGACCAGAUGUGAGGGAGGCGGAGGGGCUUAUUCGUUUUGUGCUGCAAGCCACAUGCGCCCCCUACCUUCACCUUCUUUCCUCGUGGAUGCAAGAGGGGCGACUGGACGACGACAUUCACAGCGACUUCUUCAUUUCCGCAUGCACUGCUGCUUCCGCACAUGCGCACACAGCUACCACUGAUGCUGAUGCUGAAGCCACCAAUUCCGCCACGCCUGCCACGGGGCAAGGGGAAUGGCGGAGUGCAGAGGUGUGGGAAGGGGCGAAUGUGGAAGGGCAGCGGUUUGUAGUGCGGUGUGAUGCAGUGCCGGUGCUGUUUCAGCCGGUGGCUGACGAUGUCCUGGCCACGGGGCAGCUGGUGCAUGCGCUGAGGGAGCAUGGUUACUUGAAGCAGUUGAUCCCAUCAGAGGGGGAGGCACAACAGCCACAGAUGCAGCUGGGCAGUCUAGAGGAGAGCGUGGGUGCGCGCACACAGGCAGUGCAGCAGACGAUGAUAGACCUUACAUUGAACAAGAGCCACCUGCUCGCGCAUCUGCUCACCAUCCGACGAGUGCUGCUGCUAUCCCAGGCGGAUUUCCUGUCGGACUUCAUGGCACUGGCAGGCGAGGAGCUCUGCAAGCCGGCCAGCAGGGCGUCUCAAGCUCGCAUUGAUCUCUCACUAGGCGCCUCACUGCGCUCCUCCACAGCAGCCUCUGACCCGAAUUGUGACCGCCUCUCCGCACGCCUGGUCCUUGCCGAUCCACCCAGUCCCUCCAACUCAUCGCUCCAACAGCAGCCCUUACAACCUCUGCAAUCACAGUCGCCGCCCUUACAGAGCACACCAGCACAGCCACCACAGUCGCAGCUGCAGCAGUCACGGGAGAGCAUGGACGGUGCAGAUCUACUGAGCAGCCUCCAGGCUUACGAUCAAUACGAGGACCUGCUGGGGGACGAUGCAGAUAGUGACUCUGGCGCUGCUCAUGCUGCUGCUGGCGGUGGUGGCGGUGGUGGUGGUGAUGGGGAUGACAGGCAACUCUACAGCAACCCGCUGUCGCUGCUACCCAAGGCCACCCCUGUUGGCCCAGUCAGCCCUGCGGCUGUAUCGUCCUGGUCGCUUGUCUCUCGGGGCACUCCUGCAGCAUUGCAGGCAGCACAAGGUGGAGGGGGAAGAGGGGGUGAAGGGAGGGGAGCUGCUGGGCUGAGCGGUUGGGAGGCCAUAUAUAUCGACUACCAGGCCCCUUGGCCAGUAUCUGCGGUGGUGCCCCCAGCCGCCCUGCAGGGUUACAACCGCCUCUUCCGCUUCCUGCUCGCCGCCAGGCGAACCCACCUGCACCUCGCCUUCGCAUGGUCUGCCCUGCAGCUGACUCGCGGAUUGAAGGUGGAGGGGCCAAUGCUGCAGCGCGUGCACUGGCUGCGGCAUCGCAUGGCGUGUGCUGUCACUGCCAUCCUUGACCAUGUCGCACAUGCGGUGAUAUGCCCCAAUUUCGACCUUAUGACAUCCAGAUUGACCAAGGCUACCUCCUUCCACCAGCUUGUGCUGGAGCACCAAUCGUUUCUUGACACGUGUCUCUCAGAGGGGCUACUGGAUUCAUGCUUGCACAUUCGAGAGAAGCUAUCCUCUCUCCUUUCCAUCGCCCUUCGCUUCGCCACCACCGUCAGCACCACCAUCCACACAGCCUCCUCUCUCCCCGGCCUUGAUUCGUCGUCUUCAUCAUCAGCAGCAGGAGGAGGAGGAGGAGGAGGAGGAGGAUGGGGAGGAGGAGGAAGGGGGGGUUAUGCGGUGGAGGGUAGGACCAGUGGAGGCGAGCUGGCUGAUUACGCGUACGGCGAUGCCACGUCAGAUGCCACGGGACAGGCGGCCCGGGCGGCAUUCCGUCGACAGUUAGCGGCAGAGGAGCUACAGCGGGGUUUGGAGGAGGAAGGGUUUGUCGAAGAAAUGAGGGCCAUGCAUGCUGCUUUCGCGACCUCUCUCCGGGCUGCCUCUACUGCCAUCGCAUCUGCCCUCCGAGACCAUCCUGUGUUGCUCUCCCUGCACCUCGCCCUCUCUGCUGUUGCCAAAGGACUUCCUUAA
Molecule: messenger RNA, 2436 nt
Organism: Closterium sp. NIES-65
Lineage: Eukaryota; Viridiplantae; Streptophyta; Zygnematophyceae; Desmidiales; Closteriaceae
Source: the annotation of a GenBank genome assembly